CUGUGUUUCAUAUUAAGAUACUGGAUGAGAAUGACAAUGCACCGUUGCCAAGAAACAUCAAUAUUUUAGUGAAAUAUUAUGGUAGUUCCUUCCCCGGAGGGCUCAUUGGAAACGUGAGACCAAACGAUCUGGAUGAACUGGAUGUGUUUAAUUGUACAAUUAGAAAUGGACCACUUAGGAUGUAUAGUUUUCCAUUCGGAAUGUGUAAUUUAUGGUCCUCCCCAUACCAAGGGGAGGCAACAUAUAAUAUUUCCAUCGAAGCACAUGACCAGCUCCACCCCUCUGUCAACAACAGCAUUUAUAUCAAUUACAAAGGCUUUACCAAUGUCUCUCUGGACAACUGUGUGCUCUUCUACAUCUCCAUGUCUACUGUCGAAGAGUUUCUGUCUUUGAAGUAUUUAAAAUUUGUCAAAGCUUUGGAUAGCCUCUUUAAUCUACAAGCAUCCAAAACGCAUGUGUUCGGAAUGAAGUUACAAGGAGAUAAAAUGCUGCUUUUGGCUGCCGUGAAAAGCUACAACGGACAGUAUCUAACUGGAGAGGUGGCAAAUAGAAUAUCAAAUAUGCAUAAAAGGUUACUGGAAGCACAAAGCAAUGUGACUAUAUCCCAGAUAACCAGCGAUCCCUGUACACUUCAUCCUUGCCAAAAUGGUGCCACCUGUAACAGAAACAUUCACAUCAGUCAAGAUGUUGCCGUCUUGGAAAGUUCUAGUCUCAUAUUUGUAUCUCCCAAUUUUGUUGAAAUCUUUAAUUGCUCAUGCCCGACAGGCUUUACAGGAGAGUUGUGUGAGCUGGACUUUGAUGAAUGCCUAAAGGGACCUUGUGAAAACGGGGGAACCUGCUAUAACAAUCCAGGAUCAUAUUUUUGCCAAUGCAAAGAGGGAUUCUCUGGGCCGCGCUGUGCUAUUGUUGAUAAUGAAUGUCAAACAGUGGUGUGUUUAAAUGGAGGAACUUGUUGGAACAGACAAGGAGGGUUUAUCUGUGAUUGCAGCCCAGGAUAUGAAGGAAUAUUUUGCAAUCAUACUGUUGACCAUUGUUUAUCCUCCCCCUGUGUACAUGGAAACUGCACCAGAUUUUUAACUGGAUACUCCUGUCAGUGUCCAUUUGCUGUAAGCGGAGUCAAUUGUGAAAAACACAGUUAUGGUUUUCAAGAGCUUUCUUAUAUGGAAUUUCCACCAUUAGACCCUCAAUAUAACUUCAUCUCUCUGGAAUUUGCAACUGUACAGCAAAACUCUUUACUUCUGUACAACCAUGGUGACCUGUCAACUUCAGAGUUCUUGGCACUUGAAAUUGUGGGUGGAAGACUGUGGCUCUCUUAUGAUCUUGGAUCUGGGGUGACAAGAUUGGAGACUGGGAAGUUAGUGGCUGAUGGAAGUUUUCACAACAUCACUGUUAGAAUAACUGGAAAUAUAGCCUCUCUAGAAAUUGACAGCUGCUCUGCCAAUGAACCACAAGGCUUUUGCUUAUCACAAAGUGGUGGUACUGGAACUCAAAGGACCCUGGAUGUGAACACAAAUAACCUGACAUUUGGUGGAGUAAAGUCCAUUGAUGUCAUUUUGCAGAGGCAAAUAAGGACCCAUGAUUUUGUUGGAUGUAUGAGAAACAUACUAGUGAACAACAUUGGUCAAGAUUCCUUAAAAGCCCUGGCAUCGCAGAAUGUUCUUGACUGGUGUCCACGAGCUGAUAUUCCUCCCUGCCAGACUGAAGAGUGUUUAAAUGGAGGAGUUUGUCAAGACCGAUGGUCCCACCACCACUGCCAGUGUAGAGACCAUUUUAUAGGGGCCAACUGUGCCAAUUUGGCUAAGCAGCAUGUAUUGUUUCUUAAUGGGGAGGUCUACAUUGAGUUUGCCGUCAAGGAAAGCUACAGAAGAAACCAGCUUCUGCAAGCCAUUCUGGAUGGGAAUGAAGGAGACUCUCAGGGAUUAUACAAUGUUGAGAUCAAGAUGAGGACUGUCAGAAAAAAUUGUAUUUUGAUUGUGUUUUGGAGUAAAACAGCGCAUCUAGCUCUUCAGAUAUCAGAUGGAAAACCUCUGUAUGUGUUCACAAAUGCCACAUCUGGUCAGCGACAGGAGCUCUCAAUUAAGGGAGAUGUUUCAGAUGGACAGUGGCAUGUUCUUCAACUGCACAGAAAGCGGCCAUACAUAACUCUGUUUCUGGAUGAACGGCCUAUUGUGAACACCACCAACAGCACCAUAACCCACUCUGUGUUCAUAGUAGAGACCGUUUAUCUGGGCACUGCUCCUUUGAGUGAAUCCAGAGAUAAAAACUCAGGUUUUAGAGGGUGUGUGGAAUACAUAAAAUUCAACGGACACAUCCUAUCAUUCAAUGGCUACAAUGACAUAGUCGAGGCCAGGCCGAGCCCCUCUGUCUUCCAAAACCUCUGUAUUUCUCCAAACCACUGUGUUCUAACUCCAUGCCUCAAAGAUUCCUGUCUUUCUAAGCCCUGCUGGAAUGAUAGUAACUGUGGUUCUUCCUCCAAAGAGGACUACUGGUGCGUCUGUCUACACAAUGUGUCUGAGUCUUUAUGCGGAUCUUGCUCAUCUGACUCUGUACCCAGUGAGGCCUGUUCUCAACCUCUUGAGAGUGCCCCCUUAUGGAUUGUUGCAGUUGUUAUUCCCAUUGCCCUCAUUUUGCUGAUCCUGGGUCUAUGCAUUGUCCUCAGGAGACAUGGCAAAUUCUGUGAUGGCAAAACUAGGAGUCCUACCUACCUAAUGCCACCAACCAAACAGCAUGGCACAGAUAAUCUGGCAUUUAUUUUAGGCCUUGCUGACGAGUGUCCUCGGAACAUUUUAAACGAGGGCAGAAAACAGGCAGAUUUGAUAAAGCCAAGAGAUUCAUUGCAUGGAGUAGAAAAUUAUUCUGAAGGUGGCCCCUCUAGUCACGUCUCGGAUUUUGGAGGGAGUGAACUGGAGUACUAUGAGAUUGACAGCACAUAUACAGUUUGCAGCUCAGAUAUGAAGACCCUACAGCUGAGAAAGGAUGUUCCUGGUAUUAAUUGUCAAUCCAUGAGAGAUAGAACAACCUUGCAUCCUCAAACUAAUCAUGUGCCACCUUCCCCUGAACUUCAUCAGAAGAUGCCUGGUGACAAUUUUCACCACUGGCAACAUCUGUCCCACAUCUUCUCCAGGAGAAAACUAGCUUCUGAUCUGACAAGUCCCCCACAACAUCUCUCAGCAGAUGAAGUUGAGAAAAUGAAUGCCCCACCAAAAGAAUUUCAAAAUUUGAACGAGUGUCCCAUAAAGACAUUUAGAGCUGUCAGCUCAGACAGGGGAAUAGAGUCAUCAUCAGAAAGUGAAAGUCAUUGCUCCUUUACUGCCUCUGAGUUUGACUGUGAGAGAGAACAGUCAUUCAUCAGUUCACGGGACAACAAAGAUGAACAUCAAUCUGAAGCUGCAGAUUGGUCCAGAGGGCAAUUUAUUCUGAUGGCCCCUUCACCUUUCAGAGAUGUGGCCACAUCACACUGUGUCCAGAAUGUGCCCAAAACCUCUGUCUCCAGUGGGAUCCAGCAACUAGAGAGUUUCCUAAACCUAGGAGUUCAUUUUAAUACCUAUGCAAGUGUAUUUGAGGACAUAGCCAGAUUGCCAAACAAUCAACCAACUGACCGUGAUUUUCAGAGUGAUCAAGAAGAAAUCAUUUGAAGGAAUGUUAAAGCAGAGGUUCACAGUAAAAAAAAUAAAUUGAAAAAAAAAUAAGCACUUUAGUCAAAUGCUCUGUGUGGAUGGGAACUUAGCUAAGGUUCCUGAUUUUCAACUGUUUUUAUUUAGUAAGCUUCAAACUUAAAUGCUUGAGUCUGUGUUCUUUAGCAAAUAAUAGCUACCAGUGAAAAUCUGGUGAAUAUUCUUUUUUAGAACAUUAAUAAAGCUGUAAAUAUACUAAUAAUUUCAUCUAAAAAGGUGCAUUUUGUACAAUCUGAGAGGCUUGUUACACUGUGAUUAGGCAGACAUUAGAUAACAAAGCAUCAAGGAAGAGUUUUAACAUAAUUCUUUGUGUUACAUUAGCGACAUCACUUGCCAGAUCUCUGACAUUACAUCUAGUUAUAUAUAUUAGAGAUCAUAAGAGG
Molecule: messenger RNA, 4057 nt
Organism: Myxocyprinus asiaticus (Chinese sucker)
Lineage: Eukaryota; Metazoa; Chordata; Actinopteri; Cypriniformes; Catostomidae
Product: protocadherin Fat 4
Exons: 10
Coding region: 180-3635 (1151 amino acids)
Molecular function (GO): calcium ion binding
Source: RefSeq, a predicted model, not a curated record